AUGUCUGACACCGGUCGCAAGGAUUUCUCUACCAAGGCCAAGGAGGAGAUCACUCCUGACUCCACCAAGUCCACCCAGGACAAGGUCAAGGAGACUUUCACCGACACCACCGACCGUGUUGCUCGCGGAUUCCAGACCGAUGACAGCAAGGGUGGUGCCCAGGAGGCCUUCGACAAGACCCAGCGUGCCAGUGACAACAAUGUUCACGGCGGUGCCAGCAACUCCAUUGGCGACAAGGUCAAGAACGCCCUCGGUAUGAACCACUAG
Molecule: messenger RNA, 267 nt
Organism: Penicillium cosmopolitanum
Lineage: Eukaryota; Fungi; Ascomycota; Eurotiomycetes; Eurotiales; Aspergillaceae
Product: heat shock 9/12 family protein
Exons: 3
Coding region: 1-267 (88 amino acids)
Source: RefSeq, a predicted model, not a curated record